Sycon ciliatum is the source of this 1473-nucleotide messenger RNA. RefSeq lists its product as uncharacterized. NCBI's taxonomy places the organism in Eukaryota, Metazoa, Porifera, Calcarea, Leucosolenida, Sycettidae. The transcript has a single exon. The record is from RefSeq and is a predicted model, not a curated record. Gene Ontology annotation, biological process: DNA integration. Gene Ontology annotation, molecular function: nucleic acid binding. The coding region runs from base 1 to 1473 and encodes 490 amino acids.
AUGGCUGAGUUCAUUGGCCUGGUCUUGGAAGAGUGCCCAGUCAAUAUCGACGAUAUCGCCAAGGCGACUAGUGAUGACCCACUGUUGCGCAUCAUACAGCAGCGCGUCUUGAUGCAAUCAUGGUCCCAAGUCACACCCGCUGAAGAGCCAUACUACCUUAUCCGAGAUCAGCUGACGACCAUUGACGGCAUCCUGCUAUUCGGUAACCGCUGUGUAAUACCAGAAGCUCUCCGACAUGCCGUACUGCAGUUGGCCCAUGAAGGUCAUCCAGGUCGUGACUUAUUCAAGGAUGCUUUGCGACGACGAGUAUGGUGGACCGGCAUGUCUAAAGAUGCCGACAAGUUCGCCGAGCAGUGUUCAGAGUGUUGGCGCCAUCAUACAAACCCCGCACAAGAGCUGCUGCCAUCAGAAAUUGAAGGAGUGUGGCAGAAACUGGCGGUUGAUCUGGUGUGUAUCGAGAGUCAACAAGUAUUAUCCAUCGUCAACUACGGUUCACGCUAUCCGGAGCUACUUCCCUUGUCAGCUACCACAACCGCAGCUGUCAUUGGCCGGCUGAUGGAAGUGUUCGCGAGGUUCGGCCUGCCUAGCGUGUUGGUGUCCGACAAUGGCCCCCAGUUUGCCUCAGCCGAAAUGGCCCAGUUCGUGCAGCGGUUGGGUAUCCAGCACAAUCGAUCAAGCCCACGCUACCCCAGAUCUAAUGGCAUGGUGGAACGUCUUCAUCGAGUCGUCAAAGAGAGAAUUCAAUCUCUACGACCGUCCCUGUCUUUGCAACACCGUUUGCAACAAGUUCUCUUUGAUAUUCGCAACUCAGUGCACCGAAUGCUGGGCAUGUCACCCAAUGAGGCUUUCUUCGGUCGCAUGGUUCACACCCGUCUACCUCACCAUUCUACCCCACGCAUUGUGAAUGCUUCUCAUCAGAUUCGCGCCAAAGCUGAUAUGGCAGUCUCGCAUGAUAGUCGCCGCGGUGUCCGCCAGUUGCCUAUGCUGCGUCCCGGCACAAUGGUAGUCUUGCAGGAUGGCUAUUCCGACCCAACUACCCCUUGGCGUGUUGUGGAGCAAUAUGGCAGACAAGUCGGCGUCACUGAUGGCAGGCGGAUACUGCUCCAAAAUCGGCAGCAUGUGCGAGAACAUGCUUCACCUGCGUCAUCAACUGCCACCUCUUCUCGGUCUUUGGAUCUCCAGCCAGUUCCGUCGCCAGAUCCCCAGCCAGCUACAGAGUCAGAAGUGAAAUCCUCGGCACCUAAUGCAGAUGUGCCGCCUGCUACGCCUACUGCUCCGUGUGAAGCAGGAGUGAAAUCUGAGAUCAAAGAGGCCGAUGCUCAGAUUCAUCCCGAGUCCAGUGACCAAUCACGUCGUCAAUCACGCCUACCACGGCCCGAUGCCCAGUCUGGCUCGCUCUAUCGCGAGGGCUAUGUAACCCGCGCUGGCCGCACUGUCAAGCUCACUGAGAAAGCUGCUGGUGCAUUGAUGUAA